AUCAAUUCAUCAUAUUGUUUUACGAGUAGGUAUCACAUUUGUCAAUUUUCCAAGAUAAACAGCACAAACAAUCGAUAUACAAUUCCAGGAACAGUGAACACCAAUUAAAAAGGUCAACUAUUACAAUCAGAUACGACCCAUUCAAUUGAUAAGUAUGAAAGCGACAACUUGCUUGCUUUUAAUUAUAACGUAUCUGUUUCAAGUAAAUUCAAAUAACUUGAUCGAUUUAACGUGGCCAUUUAAUAAUGUCACAAUAUCGUGGGGCGAUGGACAAAAAUACGAAGUUACUAAAGAAACUAUUAUCGAUAAACCAGAUGGUAAUUGGUACGCGGCCAAGGAGUUUGCAUUAGCUGAACAUUGCGGUACCCAUCUGGAUGCGCCUUACCAUUUCGCCAAGAAUGGGUGGAAGGUCGAUGAAAUACCUUUGUCGCGCUUAAUAGUAGAAUGCGUGAAAAUUGACUUAUCUGAAAAAACCGCGAAACUUGGACACACUUCUCGUCUCUUACCCGAGGAUUUGAUCGAAUGGGAACGGCGCCAUGGUCCUAUACCACCCAACUCUGUUAUUUUAGCGUACUUUAACUGGGGACAAUUCUAUAACGAUCGAGAAAAGUACUUGGGAGCGAACAACUCCGCAUCGUAUAAAUUUCCUGCGUUGUCGCCAGAGGCAGCUCAAUGGAUCGCUAAUACUAACAAAGUUGUUGGCGUGGGAUUAGAUACUCCAAGUGUGGAUCCAGGGGGAACCACCACGAAAAUGGUUCAUAAAACCUUAGCUGAAAAUCAAAUAUACGGUUUGGAAAAUGUUAAAAUUCCAAAAGAUUAUCCUGAGAAGGGUUGUCAUCUCUAUGUUAUGCCAAUGCUUUUAGCAGGAGGAACAGGGGCGCCUGUGAGGAUUAUUUCCUAUUUAAACGGAAAUUAAAAUGUGGUACCUACUAAACGUACCUAACAGAUAGGAUAUUAAGGCGGUAGCAUGCGUAUUACUAAUAUAAAAGUGUGAUACUUGGAAAUAAAACCAACACUUUAUUACAUUUA
Messenger RNA from Photinus pyralis (common eastern firefly), 1029 nucleotides. RefSeq names its product isatin hydrolase-like. NCBI's taxonomy places the organism in Eukaryota, Metazoa, Arthropoda, Insecta, Coleoptera, Lampyridae. Bases 155 to 916 code for a protein of 253 amino acids. Gene Ontology annotation, molecular function: arylformamidase activity. The record is from RefSeq and is a predicted model, not a curated record. The transcript has 6 exons.